AUCUUGGAUUUUUUUCGUUGUUAUCAAACGGACAUACUUACUUAUCCGUGUGCAAAUAAUUACGUAUAAAGUAUGGAUUUAAUAAGAUUCGGAUUAUUAACAGUUAGUGAUAGCUGCUAUAAAUGUGAAAAUGAAGAUAAAAGUGGACAUGAAAUAGAACAAUGUAUUAAAGAUGAAAAGUCUGAUAUUGCAAAGAUUUUAAGAGGUCAAGUAUGUUAUAAACAUAUCGUUCCUGAUGACAAAUUUACAAUAAAGGAAUAUCUAAUUUCAUGGAGCAGUAAUGGACAAGUAGAUGUUAUUCUUACAAUUGGUGGAACAGGAUUUUCUAAAAGAGAUGUAACUCCUGAAGCAACAAAACAAAUUAUUCAAAAGGAAGCUCCUGGAAUAAUUGCAGCUAUGCUAAUAUCCAAUCUAAAAAUCACUCCAUUGGCUAUGUUAUCUAGAGGUGUAUGUGGAAUACGAGAUAAAACAUUGAUUAUAAAUUUACCGGGAUCACCGAAAGCUGCAAAGGAAUGCUUAAGCGUAAUCGCAUCUGCUAUACCACAUGCUGUUGACUUAAUUAGAGAUAAUAAGGAAAGAAUAAAAGAUACGCAUGCAAAUGUGCAAAAUAACAUUGUUGCAGAAAUUCCCUUGUCACAAGGACAAGAUAAAAUUAUGUCAUGUUUAGCUAGUAUAGUUGAACGCAGUAGAGAAUCUCCAUAUCCAAUGAUCUCUGUGGAAGAAGCUCUACAGUUAAUACAUAAACAUGCAGAACUGUUAAAUUUGAAUGAUACAUCAGAGGAGGAUCUAGAAAAAUGUCAUGGCAGGAUAUUAAGUGGUGAUCUAUAUUCUAAGUAUGAUUUACCACCAUUUAGAGCCUCUAUUAAAGAUGGUUAUGCAGUCUUAGCAAGCGAUGGAAAAGGCAGAAGAAAAGUACUAAGCGGAAUAAAAGCAGGAGACACUGCCACUGCGAUUAAACUUGAACGUGGCAUAUGUGUAAGAGUAAAUACAGGUGCUCCAAUUCCAGAUGAUGCAACAGCAGUUGUGCAAGUUGAAGAUACUAAACUUUUAAAGGGAACUUCAGAUAGUAUGGAGGAGAAGGAAAUCGAAAUUAUGACAGAAAUACAACCAGGCCAGGACAUUAGGCCAAUUGGUUGCGAUAUUAAAAAAGGAGAAUUAAUUUUGAAGUCAGGAACAAAACUUGGAGCAAUAGAAUUAGGGCUUGCUGCUGCAUGUGGUUACAAAAAGAUAUUAGUCACUGAUCUUCCAAAAAUUGGUGUAUUAUCUACAGGAGAUGAAUUACAAUGUCCUGGGACUACUUUAAUGCCAGGACACAUAUAUGAUAGUAAUAAAAUUACAUUAUUAACAAUGUUAAGGGAAAAUGGUUUUGAUCCUUUGGACAUGGGCAUUGCAUUGGAUGAUGAGAGCAUUAUGGUACAUAAGAUUAAACAUGCUCUAAAACAAGUCGACGUACUCAUAACAUCAGGUUCUGUAUCAAUGGGCGAUAGAGAUAUGCUGAAGCCUAUUUUACAAUAUUAUUUUAAUGCUACUAUACAUUUCGGACGAGUAAACAUGAAACCUGGGAAACCAACUACUUUUGCAACAUGCUUUUUCCAAAAUAAGAAAAAAUAUUUAUUGUGUUUGCCGGGUAAUCCAGUUUCUGCGACUGUUACUAUGAAUUUAUUUGCAUUGCCUUUACUAAAGCAAUUAUGCAAAGACAUCUCCAUGCCAACGAUUGUGUCAGCAAAAUUAAUGUCAUCUUAUAAGUUGGAUCCACGUCCGGAGUAUGCAAGAGCAAUUUUAAAAUGGAAUGAUGUAGAUACUUUGCCAUUAGCUUACAGUACUGGAAAUCAAAUUAGUAGUAAAUUACUUAGCUGUAAAAAUGCAAAUGCAUUAUUAAUAUUACCAGGAUGUAAAGCAGAAAAAACUGUAUUACAACAAGGGGAGGUGGUACAAGCAAUGUUGUUGGGAUUUACGCAAUGGUCAUAAUUGAACAAAGACAAAUA
Bombus impatiens (common eastern bumble bee) is the source of this 1985-nucleotide messenger RNA. RefSeq names its product gephyrin (gene cin). Lineage: Eukaryota; Metazoa; Arthropoda; Insecta; Hymenoptera; Apidae. Bases 73 to 1968 code for a protein of 631 amino acids. Gene Ontology annotation, molecular function: molybdopterin molybdotransferase activity. The record is from RefSeq and is a predicted model, not a curated record. Gene Ontology annotation, biological process: gamma-aminobutyric acid receptor clustering; postsynaptic neurotransmitter receptor diffusion trapping; glycine receptor clustering. The transcript has 12 exons. Gene Ontology annotation, cellular component: postsynaptic specialization; dendrite; cytosol.